Engraulis encrasicolus (European anchovy) is the source of this 1572-nucleotide messenger RNA. RefSeq lists its product as uncharacterized. The record is from RefSeq and is a predicted model, not a curated record. The transcript is spliced from 6 exons. Lineage: Eukaryota; Metazoa; Chordata; Actinopteri; Clupeiformes; Engraulidae. The coding region runs from base 1 to 1443 and encodes 480 amino acids.
AUGGAAAGAUUAAUGUUGGAACAAUUCAUCAAGGAGGAAAACAUUCAGAUACACAGUCCACAGGCCAUACUGGACUUGAUCGAGUGUUGCUCCAGGGAAAAUCUUGAUGUUGCACUGCAGGAUCCCUCAACACAGGAGGCAGUGAAGAAGUAUUUGGUCUGGCUAGACAUAUUCCUCACCAAUCUAGAGACAACACAUCCAGGUGCAACAGAGCUGCUGAAAAAGGGAGCCAUUGCAGUGGCACGGUCUUUGAUACCAGGAUCACUCAGCGCUGUUGACAAAACCAUGGAAGAGACAUUCAUGAAGUUCUCCAAAUCAGCAGGUGGCCUAUCAGGACUGUUCCACAAUUUUGGAGCAUACCAGCGCUGGUGUCGCACCAUGUCUGUGCGCACUCAAUUUUUUGAGAAAACUUUAGAGAUGUGUGACAUGAUUGAUGACCCAGAGUACCCAAAGAAUGGGAAACACAGGGAUCUUGCGGCUGCACAGAUCAAAAAAAUAUGGAGUAGCAAGGAGGCAUCACCCAGUUUAAAGAAAUGUGAGACUGCAAUCAUUUGUGUAGAGGGGAAAGCCUACCAUUUGAUAAACAGUGAGGAUGAGCAAAUCCAGUUGAAGGAGCUCCACUCCUUGAGGUCAAACCAGGAAGAAACGGAUACAAGGGUAGUGCUCUACCUUCACCAUGCAGCAGCUCUGGGUUUUACAUCAGCUGUUGUAAGGACACCCGACUCUGACAUCUUUUUUAUCCUUCUGCAUCACUCUCAUUCAAUUAGCCUGACUAUCUUCUUAGAUAUUGGCACAGGGAAACAGCGGAAGCUUGUGAACAUAACUGAACUUGCCACAGAGCUUGGUAGUGACUACUGCAGUACUCUUCUGGGGUACUAUGUGUUUUCUGGGGAGGAUUGUACCAGUGCAUUUAAAGGCAAAGGCAAAGUGGCUCCCCUUAAAAAGCUCCAACAAAACCCAAAGUUCCAGGCUGCUUUCAGGCAACUUGGGGAAGACUGGACUUUUCCAGUGAAAGUGCUGCAGGAACUUGAGCAUUUUACAUGUCUCAUGUAUGGGCACGCGAGAGAAACAUCAGUGAAUGUAGUGAGAGUUAAGAUGCUCCAACAAAUGGUCGGAGAUGAUGAGAAACUUACAAUCAAAUCAAAGGUUGACCUGUCACGCAUUCCACCCUGCCAGGAUUCUUUAAUACCUCACAUACAACGGGUUAAUCAUAGAGUGGCAUGCUAUAAGAGGGCAUAUGAUGCUAUUAUUGAAAAGCCAAAGCCCUAUGAUGAUCAACAAGGAUGGCAAAAAACAGAGGAUGGGGUAUUGCAACCAGUAUGGUCACUUGGGCCAGUUUUGCCUCCCUCAAUGGCUGAUGUACUGGAAACGGGCUGGUCUAGUGACAGUGAAGACGAGGAUACAGUAGAUUAUGUAGAUAUGUUAGAAUACCUUGAUGAUUAGUGGAAAUGGACAUGUGUUAAGCCUGCCUAUGUAGUCAGGGAAUAGAUUCAGUCACAAAUAGUUGCACUGACAAUGAUAUUUGGAUUUAAAAAAAAAAAAAAAAAGUUAUACAGUUUCCUGUUUGGAUGU